GUUUAAUUCCGCCAUUUUGGAGGCAACACGAGAAAGUAAGAAAAUAUUAUUCACAAGUGGACAAAAUAUUAGAAUAAUAUAUCAUGAGUUCUAUCGGUACUGGGUAUGAUCUUUCAGCCUCUCAAUUUUCUCCUGAUGGCAGGGUAUUUCAAGUAGAAUAUGCAAUCAAAGCUGUUGAAAAUAGUGGAACUGCUAUUGCUAUACGUGGUAAAGAUGGGAUAGUUUUUGGUGUUGAAAAACUUGUCUUAUCCAAAUUAUAUGAAGUCGGGGCAAAUAAAAGAAUAUUUCAUGUUGAUAAGCAUGUGGGCAUGGCAGUUGCUGGUCUCCUUGCAGAUGCACGGCAGAUUGUAGAAACUGCCAGAGAUGAAGCAGCAAAUUACAGAUCAACCUAUGGAUCACCCAUUCCACUUAAGUAUCUCACAGACAGAGUAGCUAUGUAUAUUCAUGCAUACACACUUUACAGUUCAGUACGACCAUUUGGAUGUGGAGUUAUAUUAGGGUCUUAUGAAAAUGAUGGUCCACAGUUGUAUUCAAUAGAUCCAUCAGGUGUCUCAUGGGGCUAUCAUGGAUGCUCGACAGGUAAAGCCAAACAGGCAGCCAAGACUGAAAUAGAAAAACUGAAAAUGCAGGAUAUGACCAUGAAAGAGUUAGUCAAAGAAGUAGCAAAAAUAAUUUAUAUAGUACAUGAUGAAGUAAAAGAUAAAGCUUUUGAAUUAGAAUUGAGUUGGGUUGGUGACAUAACAAAUGGUAAACAUCAGCUAGUACCAAAAGACAUUGCAGAAGAAGCUGAAAAAUAUGCCAAGGAAUCAAUGGAAGAAGAAAGUGACUCUGAUGAUGAAGACCUUUAAACUAUCAGUGAAAGGCAUCAGUCUUUCAUAAAGAAUUUCACUAUUGGCCAUCUGCCCUCUUCAAAUAUGUACAUAACGACAGUCCCCCUCAUCACAUAUACAUGGAAGUAUUUCAAUUGCACAAGAUACACCAAGUGUAUUCCUUUCUGAUCUCUCAUUACGCAAUUAGGAAGAACAAACAUUUUUUGUGAUGCCAUAUCACAUCAUCAGCCUUGGGAUUUUCUGUAAUGUUAUUGUUUUGUACUUUAGAAGUGUCACUUUUAUUACACACAAAAAUUCAGUUUAUUUGAAAUGAAAUAAUAAAAAAAAAAUGUGUAUUU
Saccoglossus kowalevskii is the source of this 1168-nucleotide messenger RNA. Its product is annotated as proteasome subunit alpha type-3-like. Gene Ontology annotation, cellular component: proteasome core complex, alpha-subunit complex; proteasome core complex. NCBI's taxonomy places the organism in Eukaryota, Metazoa, Hemichordata, Enteropneusta, Harrimaniidae. Gene Ontology annotation, biological process: ubiquitin-dependent protein catabolic process. The record is from RefSeq and is a predicted model, not a curated record.